Messenger RNA from Rhizoctonia solani, 3138 nucleotides. RefSeq names its product receptor-activated Ca2+-permeable cation channel. The coding region runs from base 1 to 3138 and encodes 1045 amino acids. Gene Ontology annotation, biological process: protein phosphorylation. NCBI's taxonomy places the organism in Eukaryota, Fungi, Basidiomycota, Agaricomycetes, Cantharellales, Ceratobasidiaceae. The record is from RefSeq and is a predicted model, not a curated record. The transcript has 25 exons. Gene Ontology annotation, molecular function: ATP binding; protein serine/threonine kinase activity.
AUGGACCCAGAAGUGCAGCUUCGUUUGCCUCUCGACGUACCUGCGGAACAAGAUUUAUUGAAUCAGCCAGUAUUUCCUCUCAUACACGCAAUUAAGAAAGAUGUAGAAGAGCGGAUCGAUGCAUCUCUCUCUUGGGACCAGCUUAACGCUGUUGAUGUCAACUACUCAAUAUUCCGACCCCUCGUCUUCAAGUAUGCAAAGCUUAGAAACUAUGCAAUUGUCUACGCAUGUCUGGUGGUACGAACACAUUUCAUCGAAUCAGCGUCCCAGGAUCUUGCGUUUGCUCCACUGAAGCUGACAAGGGCUGAUGCAUGCGAGCUCCUUGCGCUGAAGCUCCUUCGAAGAUUCACCGGCAACUCGGACAACCCCGUUGACCUUUUCAGUGUUCUCACAGUCAGCUGGGACCCUCUUCAAGGAUGCCCCGACUCAUGCAUGUCAGAUAUCAGGGAGAUUACAGGGGAGGACAUUCGGAACGCAGAUAGGGUCAGCGCACUCGAGAUUGCCAUAUCCUCCGAGGCGAAACGCUUCAUUGCCUCACCUUUGGUCCAGACGUGCAUUACGGAUAUCUAUAACGGCCGAGUGGUCUUCAGCGCCCCCGCCACCCGAGGCUCUAUUCUGGCCGAUAAUUACAAGCAACGACACGUCCAGGUUUAUGACGUACACAACACCCCAUGGUUAGACCAUUACAGGUUACGAGUUCCCCGAUAUCGUGGUAUUAUGGAGUUUGUGGACUUUGCAAUCUUGCUGUUCCUGUUUGUACUAUGUCUCCACAACAAGAGUUUUAGUACUAUGAACUGGUCUGAAAUCGUAUUCAUUAUAUUUGCCUUUGGCUUCCUCUUGGAUGAAUUGACUGCUGCGUUGGAGCAUGGCUGGGAUAUCUACAUCCAAAACAUGUGGAAUGGAUUUGACCUCGCGUUUGCGACUAUCUUCAUUGUAUACUUGGGAUGCAGGUGCCGUGGCCUUGUUAAGGAUGACUUUUGGUGGAACGACCUUGCUUAUGAUAUACUCGCAUGCGGGGCUUGCAUUCUCUUCCCGCGUCUUGCUUUCUUUGCAAUCAAGAACAAUCUUAUCAUCCUGGCCCUUCAGGGAAUGAUCGCCGAGUUCUUCGUUUUCAUCAUGUUGGCUGCGGUCUGUUUCUCUGGUCUGUUGUUUACGCUCUGGACACUAUCGCGCGGGAGCGCAACAUGGAAUUUGCGCAAGAUUGCAUGGCUCAUGACCCAGGUUUGGUUUGGUAACACCUUCUUGAGUUUUACCGUUGCAGAGAGUUUCCAUCCUAUCUUUGGACCUAUUCUAAUGGUUAUGUUCGCUGCGUUAUCCAAUACUCUCCUCAUAACAAUCAUGAUCUCGAUCCUAUCUAACACGUUUGCACGAAUCAAUGAGCAUGCCUCGGAGGAAUAUCUAUACCAGUUUGCCAUCUCCACUAUUGAAGGAGUCAAGUCAGAUGCACUGUUCUCGUACCAGCCACCUUUUAACAUCCUGGCCCUAUUAUUUUUGUACCCGCUAUCAACCUGUUUAUCGCCGCGCCAACUACAUACAGCCAACGUAUUUUUGAUCCGAAUCACGUCUUUUCCCCAAUUGAUUGUGAUCGGAGUCUAUGAACGAUGCUUUGCGCCUGGAAGCAGAUUUAUCGCAACAACCAAAGCUGCAGGGUCAUCAAUGUUCGACAGUGUAUCGCGACAAUUCAGAUUGUUCGAGUCGUUCAUGGGCACUUCCCGGGACGACGUAAUGGGUGCCAUCUUUGAGAUCGAUGUCCCCCCAAGCGUCACAAACGCAUUUUCAACAGAGGGUGACAGGGAACCAGGAAUGGAGGACUCGGCUGAGUUUGGCAAGGCACAGGAACCUGACGAGACAAGGCAAGGGCGGCCUGAGAUCGUUCUUUCACCUACCCCCAGGCGGUCCAGGUCCCGGACGAGCCGGACAUAUCGUGAAGAACAGCCACCUAACAGCCCGCUUGCACGGCUAUUUGGUACAGUCCGUCAACGAGCUAUCUCAGCACAAGGUGAUGCAUUGGGAGAUAUUAGGAAGAUUGGAGAAGCAAUGGAGAAUCUGAAGGAGGCUGCAAUGCCUGGCGACAAGCUAAGACAGGAGAUCAAAGAGCUGUCGGAGCGUCAGAUCGACCACCCAUUCGUAGUCAAUCUGCGAUAUGCAUUCCAGGAUGACGAGAACUGUUUCUUUGUGCUCGACCUCAUGCUCGGAGGUGAUCUACGCUUUCACCUCGAACGUUUGGGCUCGUUGAGUGAAGACACCGUCAGGUUCUAUGUCGCAGAGAUCGCGUCGGCCCUUACAUUUCUCCAUGAUAAACGUAUCAUCCACAGAGACUUGAAGCCUGACAAUAUUCUCUUGGACGAGAAGGGUCACGCACACAUCACCGAUUUGAAUAUCGCCGUCCACUACUCGGAACGACGGAUGCUGACCGGUGUCGCGGGCAGUAUGGCUUAUAUGGCGCCCGAGGUGUUGACUAAGAAGGGUUAUACGUAUACCAUCGACUGGUGGUCGCUUGGCGUAUGUGCUUACGAGUUGAUCUUUGGCAAGCGGCCAUUCCGGGGAAAGACAAACUCGGACUUGACCCAUGCGAUCACCCGCGACUCUCUCAAGUUCCCCGAGGAUGCGAGUGCCAAAUGUAGUCGAGAGGGAAUGUAUGUGCUGAUGGGACUACUCGAACGAGACACCACCCGACGACUGGGCUGUAAACCCAACGGCGAAGGCUUCGAAGAGCUCAAGAAACAGGGCUGGUUCAAGAACUUUGACUGGGAUAGACUUGAAGACAAGGAGCUCGAGCCUCCGUUUGUUCCCGACAGCAAACGAGCCAACUUUGACGCAACUCACGAGUUGGAAGAGCUUCUGCUCGAGGAUAAUCCUCUCAAGGCACGACCACGAAAAGCAAACCAAGAUGUAACGCAAAUGAGUGCCGAGAUGCGGCAAAUGGAAGAACAGUUCACGUCCUAUGACUACCGCAAGAUGAAGCGACGAUCGUAUUAUCCACACAAUCACAUCGUAUCCUCCGCGACGGGGACGAGCACGUCCCGACCAUCCACACCCGCGAAUCAAACGGAUAGCAGAAUGGCCAGCGUGGAUGUUAUGCCACCUUUACCUGCCACGAAGAUGGUGCCUUUGGAAAAAGCUGAAGCCAUGACAUAG